This is a messenger RNA of Dendrobium catenatum, 3305 nucleotides long. RefSeq names its product leucine--tRNA ligase, chloroplastic/mitochondrial. Bases 129 to 3080 code for a protein of 983 amino acids. Gene Ontology annotation, cellular component: cytosol. The record is from RefSeq and is a predicted model, not a curated record. NCBI's taxonomy places the organism in Eukaryota, Viridiplantae, Streptophyta, Magnoliopsida, Asparagales, Orchidaceae. The transcript has 21 exons. Gene Ontology annotation, biological process: leucyl-tRNA aminoacylation. Gene Ontology annotation, molecular function: ATP binding; aminoacyl-tRNA deacylase activity; leucine-tRNA ligase activity.
AAGAUAAGCGAAGGGUAGACGGACCAUCUUCAUUUUUUUUGGUUUCUGCGGUCGCAGACCCUCAUCCAGCCUUCCACUAUUUUCACCGUUAAAAGCCCAGGUAUUAUCCCGGCCUCCUCCCAGCGGGCAUGCACCAGCAUUGCAAACGGCCAGCAGGGCUAGCCAUGGAGGUACAGCUCCUGCAUUCUACUAUCUCUCCAAGCCGCCCCCUAUACUUCGUCGCCACCCGCCUGACGCCUCGUCGGCCUGUUUUUGUCCGGUGCUGUCUCUCCUCUGCCGACAACGGAGGCAGGGGUGGAGAAAAUAGCGGCACUUACGGCACGCCCCAGGCUGCCCAGCAGAGGAAAGCUUAUCCUUUUGAUGAGAUUGAACCACGGUGGCAGCUCUACUGGGAGGAGAACCGAACUUUCCGCACGCCUGAUGAAGUGGAUAUGUCCAAACCGAAGUGUUACAUUCUUGAUAUGUUCCCUUAUCCUAGCGGUGCAGGAUUACAUGUUGGCCACCCCCUUGGCUACACCGCAACAGACAUUUUAUCGAGAUACAAACGCAUGAAAGGAUUCAAUGUUUUACACCCAAUGGGAUGGGAUGCAUUUGGCCUUCCAGCUGAACAAUACGCCAUCGAGACAGGGACCCACCCAAAGGUCACAACGAUGCAUAACAUUAGACGGUUUCGAUCCCAGGUUUGCUUGACCAUGAUAACAAGAGUGGAAUUCUUGACCGGACCAAAAGGUGGUGAAAUGUUGAAGAUGAAGCUCAAGUCUUUAGGAUUCUCUUAUGACUGGGAUCGUGAAAUAUCCACAACAGAACCUAAAUAUUACAAAUGGACACAAUGGAUCUUCCUUCAGCUUUUAAAGAAAGGACUUGCGUACCAGGCUGAAGUUCCUGUUAACUGGUGCCCUGCUUUGGGAACAGUUUUGGCUAACGAAGAGGUUAUUAAUGGUGUUAGUGAGCGUGGAAGCCAUCCUGUGAUUAGAAAGCCAAUGCGUCAAUGGAUGCUUAAGAUAACUGCUUAUGCUGAUCGUCUACUUGAGGAUUUGGAAGAACUUGAGUGGCCAGAAAGUAUCAAGGAAAUGCAGCGAAACUGGAUAGGCCGUUCUGAAGGUGCUGAGGUAGAAUUUGGCAUACUUGACUCGGAUGGGAGUGAGCUAGGUGUAAAACUGUCUGUUUAUACAACUAGGCCAGACACUAUUUUUGGUGUAACUUAUCUUGUAGCAGCCCCUGAACAUUCUUUAUUGUAUUCGAUAAUAUCUAAAGAGCAGCUGAAACAUGUAGAAAAAUACAGUGAAUUGGCUGCUAGAAAAAGUGAACUCGAGAGAACUGAGCUGCAAAAGAAAAAAACAGGUGUAUUUAGCGGUUCAUACGCCAAGAAUCCUGCCACUGGUGCUCUCAUUCCAAUAUGGAUAGCCGAUUAUGUUCUAGGAAGUUAUGGUACUGGAGCAAUAAUGGCUGUCCCAGCACAUGAUUUUCGUGACCACGAGUUUGCGUUGAAAUACCAGAUUCCAAUUAUUAAGGUCGUGAAACCCUUUGAAGCAAGUCAUGUGCUUGAUGAACCAUAUACUGGCGAUGGUUUUGCUAUAAACUCAUCAAAUCAAUUGAUUAAUCUGGAUAUCAAUGGGUUGUCAUGCAAAGAAGCUGCUUCUAAAGUCAUUAAUUGGCUUGAAAGUUCUAGUCAUGGGAAGAAAAAGGUGAAUUAUAAGCUCAGAGAUUGGCUUUUUGCUAGACAACGCUACUGGGGUGAACCUUUCCCGAUUAUUUUCUUGGAUGAUACUGGCGAAAUUGUCCCUCUUCCAGAAAAUGAGCUGCCUGUGACAUUGCCUGAAUUGGAUGAUUUUACACCUACUGGCACAGGGGAGCCACCCUUGACUAGAGCUACUUCUUGGGUAAAAACAAUCGAUCCUAUAUCUCACAGGCCUGCUAGGAGAGAAACGAAUACAAUGCCACAAUGGGCUGGAUCUUGUUGGUACUAUUUAAGGUUUAUGGAUCCAAAUAAUUCAACUGCGUUGGUUGAAAAGUCUAAAGAAAGAUACUGGGGCCCAGUGGAUAUUUAUGUUGGUGGUGCUGAGCAUUCUGUUCUCCACCUACUUUAUGCUAGGUUUUGGCACAAGGUUCUUUAUGAUAUCGGUGUUGUUUCUACCAAGGAGCCUUUUCAUUGCCUUAUAAACCAAGGUUUGAUACUCGGACAAAUCGAGUAUACAGCAUAUAAAGACAAAGAUGGGAAAUUUGUGUCUGCUGAUUCUGAUUGCAAUCCUAGUGAUCAUAUACAAGAAAAUAUUUCAGCCGAGAAGGUAGCUAAAGUUGGAGACUUCCAUGUGCUGAAGGAUAAUCCUAAUAUCCGAUUGAUUGCUAGAGCUUAUAAAAUGAGCAAAAGCAGAGGGAAUGUCAUAAACCCCGAUGAUGUUAUUUCUGAAUAUGGUGCAGAUUCCCUUCGCUUGUAUGAAAUGUUCAUGGGCCCUUUAAGAGAUUCAAAAUCAUGGAGCACUGGUGGGAUUGAAGGAGUUCAUAGAUUUCUAGCAAGGACUUGGAGAUUGAUUGUUGGUUCUCCUUUGCCUACUGGGUUGUAUAAAGAUGGAACAGUUGUUACUAAUGAUGAGCCGACUGUGGACCAGUUCCAAUCUCUUCAUAGAUGUAUUGCAAAGGUAUCAGAAGAAAUCCAAGGAACUAGAUUCAAUACUGGCAUUUCUGCAAUGAUGGAGUUCAUCAAUGCUGCAUAUAAGUGGGAUAGAUAUCCAAAAUCUGUUAUUGAGCCAUUUGUUCUACUCCUCUCACCAUAUGCCCCUCACAUGGCAGAGGAGCUAUGGUCUCGCUUGGGGCAUUCAAAAUCACUGGCUUAUGAACAUUUUCCAGUGGCAAGGACUGAGUAUUUGAGUGAUUCAAAAAUUGUGCUUCCUGUUCAAAUCAAUGGGAAGACCAGGGCAACAAUCAUGGUUGAUGAAACUUGUUCAGAGGAUGAAGCCUUCAGAUUAGCUUCAUCAGAUGAAAAACUGUCCAAGUUUUUGCUUGGUAAAACGAUAAAGAAAAGGAUAUACGUCCCUCGAAGGAUCCUUAAUGUUAUUUUGGAAACUCAGAAGGCUAGAUCAUGAUGCAUUACUAUCAUUUACAUGUCUCCAUCGUUGAUAUAUAAUAUUUGUAUAUGUAGCUUUAUGUUCUUUUAUGUAAUGUCAAUGUAGAAAUUUUGGAUUUAAUUGAUUGUCACCAAAGAUAAAAUGAACUACUCCCGCCUUCAUUGCUUGCCCACUACAUUAUUCCAUUGUGUUGGUUGUAUUAAUUGUCAUGUAAUAUUACUGUUUUAUUGCUUUUACUAUUUA